Messenger RNA from Siniperca chuatsi (mandarin fish), 2679 nucleotides. RefSeq names its product sodium/hydrogen exchanger 2-like. The record is from RefSeq and is a predicted model, not a curated record. The transcript is spliced from 13 exons. Gene Ontology annotation, biological process: sodium ion transport; proton transmembrane transport; regulation of pH. Gene Ontology annotation, molecular function: sodium:proton antiporter activity. Lineage: Eukaryota; Metazoa; Chordata; Actinopteri; Centrarchiformes; Sinipercidae. Gene Ontology annotation, cellular component: membrane. Bases 264 to 2264 code for a protein of 666 amino acids.
UUUUUACAUGUGUCCCCAAAGUUUGCCUAAGUGUGUGUGUGUGUGUGUGUGUGUGUGUGUGUGUUGAGCUCUGUACUGCUGUUUGGAUAUCAUUGCUAGCUCAGGGAUUCCUGUGCACAUUAGUGGCUGCAUGAGUUGCGGUCAGGUUGUUUUGUGUGUGUGUGCGUGUAUGAAUAUGUGCUGCUCGCCCUCCCCCUAUCUCCAUAACCCCUGGCCUAUUCUCUCCCUGUCUCUCUCUCCUGUUGUCCCAGCAUGGCUGCAGAAUGGCUGCUCGGUGGACUCUCUCUCUGCUGCUCUCUGCCUGCCUGUUCUGGCCUGCAUGUUUGGCUCUGACCCCCACUGCUGAGCUCCCUCAGCCCCACAACCUGCCCCCCUUGCUAGGCUUCAACAGCAGCGAUGGCAGCCUGUCUGUGGAUCUGCCCAUGGCUCUGAGGGUUUUCAGUGUGGACUAUAACCAUGUGCAGGCUCCCUUUGAGAUUGUGCUGUGGAUCAUGCUGGCCUCACUAGCCAAGCUGGGUUUCCACUGGUCAGGUCGAGUCCCAGCAGUUGUCCCAGAGAGCUGUCUCCUCAUCAUGGUGGGCCUCCUGGUUGGAGGGGUUAUCUAUGGUGUUCGCCACUCCGCUCCCCCGACUCUCAGCGCUGAUGCUUUCUUCCUCUUUCUGCUCCCGCCCAUCGUCUUGGACGCAGGAUACUUCCUGCCAGGGAGACUGUUCUUUGAAAACCUUGGCACCAUCCUCUGGUAUGCGGUGCUGGGAACCUUAUGGAAUGUGCUGGGCAUCGGGCUGUCUCUGUACGGUGUGUGUCUGCUGGCCCAGAGCUCUCUGGGAGAUGUCUCUCUGCUCCACUGCCUGCUGUUUGGCUCUCUGAUCGCUGCUGUCGACCCCGUGGCCGUGCUCUCUGUCUUCCAGGAGAUGCAUGUUAACGAACAGCUGCAUAUCUUGGUGUUUGGAGAGUCACUGCUCAAUGACGCGGUUACUGUGGUGCUCUACAAGCUGUUCGAGUCCUUCCUCCGUCUGCCGUCAGUGUCGGGGCUGGAUGUGUUGCUUGGGGGGUGCAGGGUGGUGGUAGUGGGCCUCGGCGGCCUGUGUGUGGGCCUCUUCUUUGGCCUGGUGGCGGCCCUCACUUCACGGUUCACCUCCAGAGCCCAGGUCAUUGCCCCACUCUUUGUCUUCCUCUACUCCUACUUGUCCUACCUGACCUCAGAGAUGCUUCACCUCUCUGGUAUCAUGGCCAUUGUGACCUGUGCUGUGACCAUGAAGCAGUAUGUGGAGGCUAAUGUGUCUGAGCGCAGCAAAACCAGCAUCCAGUACUUCCUGAAGAUGUGGAGCAGCGUGAGUGAAACCUUAAUCUUCAUCUUCCUGGGCGUGUCCACAAUACAGGAUGUCCACAUGUGGAGCUGGCCCUUUGUCUGCUCCACACUGCUGCUCUGCCUCGUCUGGAGGGCCACAGGUGUUCUCCUGUUGACUGCUGUGGUAAACAAGCUCCGGAGGAACACCGUGACCUUUCGAGAUCAGUUCAUCAUUGUCUACGGAGGCCUGAGAGGGGCAAUCUGUUUCUCCCUCGUCUUCCUGAUUGAUGACUUCCCAAAGAAAAGACUCUUUAUCACAACAACCAUUGUGGUCAUCCUCUUCACUGUCUUUGUACAGGGGAUGACCAUUAAGCCUCUAGUAGAGCUGCUGGAUGUGAAGAGGAAGAAGAGAGCGCUGCCUACUGUCAGUGAGGAAAUCCACAGCAGGCUCAUUGAUCACCUGCUAGCAGGAAUAGAGGACGUGGUUGGCUACUGGGGGCAGCACUACUGGAAAGACAAGUUUGAGCAGUUCAACAAGAAGUACCUUCGUCGUUUCCUGAUCCGUGAGGAUCACCAGGCUCGCUCCAGCAUCCUCAGAGUUUACCAGGAGCUGGAGAGAAGGGAGCAGAGGAGAGACGAGGAGGCGCCACCACUAGUGGACCCUCGCUCCCACAGCCGUCCCCUCUUACCAGAGGAGAUGGACAGCAUCAGGCGUAUUCUCUCCAGAAACCUUCAAAACUUCAACAACAAGCAGACACCAGCCUACAGCAGACACACUUUGCACCAGGACGCCACCAUGGACAGAACAAGGAAGCCGCUUCACAGACACCAGAGUCUCGGAGAGAGAUACACAUAUAAUACAAUCACACACUGGCCACAGGGGGAGGAUGAAGAGUUCAAUGGCUCACGGAGAGUGAGAGCAGGACUCAGCAGGUCUCACACAGAUACCACUAUGGAAAAGGACAAUCACUGGUAAAUGGAUGACAGGAAGUUCACCAGAAAGACUGUUUUUACUAAAAUUAUGUUUCAGGAAGUAACCGUUUUUAUCUAUACACAUUUCUAGUUUUGUCUCUCCACUCCUCUGCUUUCUCUCAAGCUUUCAGAAUUCACUAAAAUCCACUGGCUGAGAAUAUAGAGAUGUAUCAUCAGAUUGUCCCUCGUCUCUCUCCACCUCCUGACCUUUGACCCUGACAACUGUGGUGUGACAAUUCUGACUUUGUGGGUCUUGAACUCACUGUAGCCUCUCUUGGCAGUGUGCUCCAUAAGCCCGAGGCCCGUCCUCCAGGACUCAUCAGUCCCAGCAGCCUCAGCUCAGACAGGGCCAGUGGAUCCAAACUCUUCAGCUGCCAGAAAGGACCAGAUCUCUCCACAACACCAAGCACCUGCGGGAA